AUGUUGAAGUGUUCAAAAUGCAACAGCACCAGAGUGCCAAAGGUGGAAAUAGGAAAGAAAAGAGAGAUAAAGGAGCACGUGAGCAAAACAAAGCAGGAUGCAGUGGUUAGGAUGCUACGUGAGAGUGAUACAACCGUAGAUGAGUUGAAUACGCUGCUUGAGGGGGUAGCUGGGUAUUCUGAGGCAGAUGCGAUUGAAUUCGUAGAGGGAAUUGGAAAGGAGCAGGAAAUCGUUGAUUGUUUCUACAAAGUGGACGUAGAAGAAGGGAGCGUAUUCUGUGCAGAUUGUGGGGAUGAGAAAAAGGUAGCAAAUGGGAUACUGGAGCUGAUUGAUAUGUGA
Messenger RNA from Enterospora canceri, 339 nucleotides. The record is from the annotation of a GenBank genome assembly. NCBI's taxonomy places the organism in Eukaryota, Fungi, Microsporidia, Enterocytozoonidae.